AGAAACGGCGGUGGCCACCCGUCUGCUGCUGAGAAGAACUGGAUCUUCGGUUCAGGCCAUCCUCAUCAAAGCUUAAGUUUGCUAUACAAUAAAAAUCAGGAGGUCUGAUCCUGAUUGCAGAAUCCUUUCCCUGAUUGCAGAAUUCUUGGUCUUGUCCCUCAAUUCAUCCCUACUCCCAGAACAUCGGAGAAAAUCUGUAAAAUUCCAUUCGAGAAAUCAUUAGGAGUUCAUUGAAGAGAAACAACCAAGAUUAUUGGUUGGAAUAAAAACAGGGUUGAAUGAGUUCCAGAAAGCAGGGACCACAGCCUCCUGCAGAACAAUCCCCUGAAGAAAAAAAUUUUAAAAAGCCGGCUAGAGGCAGUAUGCAAAGAAGUAAGAUGAGAGGUGCUGCCUCUGGGAAGAAGACCACUGGCCUGCAGCCAAAGAAUCUUGAGCCUGCUCUCCCAGGAAGAUGGGGGGGGCGUUCUGCAGAGAACCCCCCUUUUGGAUCAGUGCAGAAAACAAGAAAGAGCAAGCAGAAGUCUCCUGGAAACAGUGAUGGUGGCAGUACCAGCGAAGCUCCCCAGCCCCCACGAAAGAAAAGGGCCCGAGCUGAUGCUACCGUUGAGACCGAAGAGGCGUUCAAGAAUAAAAUGGAAGUUAAGGUGAAGAUUCCAGAAGAAUUAAAGCCGUGGCUCGUUGAGGACUGGGAUCUGGUAACUCGACAGAAGCAGCUAUUUCAACUGCCUGCUAAGAAGAAUGUGGAUGCCAUUUUAGAAGAGUAUGCCAAUUGUAAGAAAUCACAGGGCAAUGUCGAUAAUAAGUAUUAUGCUGUUAACGAAAUUGUGGGAGGUAUAAAAGAAUAUUUUAACGUGAUGUUGGGCACUCAGCUGCUCUAUAAAUAUGAGAGGCCUCAGUAUGCUGAAAUUCUGUUGGCUUAUCCUGAUGCUCCUAUGUCACAGGUUUAUGGGGCACCACACCUGUUGCGAUUAUUUGUUAGAAUUGGAGCAAUGUUGGCCUAUACUCCCCUUGAUGAAAAGAGCCUUGCAUUAUUGCUUGGCAAUCUGCAUGAUUUUUUAAAAUAUCUGGCCAAGAAUUUUGCCUCUCUCUUUACCACCAGUGAUUAUAAAGUUGCAUCUGCCGAUUAUCACCGCAAAGCCCUGUGAAGGCUUUGUCACCACUGGUUGAUGUUUAGUAUAUGUAAACGAUACUUAGUCUUUCCUUGUAAAAUUGAUGUUCCUUAAAAUUGUUAAUGUAUAACAGGGCUUAUGUUUUUAUUUGUUUUCUGAUGUAAACAAAAUAAAAGGAGUACAUGCUCCUUUAUUUCAAAGUUGCUACCAGUGUAUACAGUAAUUAGAUGAAGAAACAUUCAGUAGAACAUUUUAUUGCCUAGUUGACAACAUUGCUUGACUGCUGGUGGUUCUAUCCCUUUGACACUACAAAAUUUUCUAAUAUGUGUUAAUGCUAUGUGAUAAACACCUUGAUUCUUAGUGCCAAAGGUUCAACUCAUGUAUAUACCUGAAAACCCUUGCAUUUGUGUUCUUUGUUUAUGGUGCUUGAAGUAAAACAACCCAUCCAGUGCAAAUCCA
Dipodomys spectabilis (banner-tailed kangaroo rat) is the source of this 1568-nucleotide messenger RNA. RefSeq names its product mortality factor 4-like protein 2. The record is from RefSeq and is a predicted model, not a curated record. NCBI's taxonomy places the organism in Eukaryota, Metazoa, Chordata, Mammalia, Rodentia, Heteromyidae. Gene Ontology annotation, biological process: chromatin organization; regulation of DNA-templated transcription. Gene Ontology annotation, cellular component: nucleus; NuA4 histone acetyltransferase complex.